This is a messenger RNA of Anguilla anguilla (European eel), 1592 nucleotides long. RefSeq names its product carcinoembryonic antigen-related cell adhesion molecule 1-like. Lineage: Eukaryota; Metazoa; Chordata; Actinopteri; Anguilliformes; Anguillidae. The transcript is spliced from 9 exons. The coding region runs from base 111 to 1100 and encodes 329 amino acids. The record is from RefSeq and is a predicted model, not a curated record.
ACUGUGGACCCUUCGAAGGAAUUCCAAACCCCAGGGUCCAACGUCACUCUGUCCUGCUCAGCUCAGUCCAGCCCUCCUGCAGAGUUUAAAUGGGCUUUUAAUGCUGGACAAUGCUGAACACAGAGGGUCAGAAACUGAAGCUGGAGAACAUUCAGGAGAAUCAGAGUGGCAAUUAUACCUGCUGGGCCCAUAACAUCGAAACCCUGAGGUUUAAGCCUUCUGACCCCUUACUGAUCUCUGUCAUGGAGAAGAUAUCUGGCGCCAGCAUCACAGGUCCCACAGAAGUACUGAUCGCAGGUACCAGCUCUGCCAAACUGAGCUGUCAGGCAACUGCUGGAACCAUCAUCUCCAGGAAGUGGCUGAAGGAUGGGAAUCCACUGUCUCCUAGCAACAGAAUCACUUUCUCUGGUGACAACAGCUCUGUGUCCAUAGACCCUCUACAAGGCACUGACAAUGGACAAUACCAGUGCAGACUUACCAACCCUGUGAGCACCGAUUCUGUCAGCUAUAACCUUACCGUCAACUAUGGUCCAGAGGAUGUUGUCAUGCAGGGACGCAGUGAGAUAGAAGUUGGUCAUACAGUGGUGCUGACCUGUUCUGCAUCAUCUGUACCUCCUGCAACAUUCACCUGGACUCUCAAUGGGACAGAGACUGCUGUGAUAACAGAGCAGUUUACUGUGGAGAAUGCCGGCUUUAGUGACAGCGGGACUUACACCUGUGUGGCUAAGAAUUCUGUGACUGGCUCAAAUAUUUCCUCAGCUCCCCAUGUUUUAACUGUUAAAGUUUCUGCAGGACCCAACUCUGAGUCCCAACUAGGGGCAAUACUUGGGGGCACUUUCGGCGCAUUGGGGUGUGUCGCAGUGGCUGGUGGGGCUCUUGCUUACAUGAAGAAGAGAAAGAGGAGGGACAGCCCAUCCAACCAAGAUCUUCAGACCCCUGUGUAUGAAAAUACCACAGAUUUGAGUCCACCUGUUGUUUACGGGAACCUUCCUACGGGCUCAACUGAUCUGCCCUGUCCUGUUGAUUCUGAAAACAGACCUGAUUAUGAGGAAUUGCGAUUCAAAGAUACUGCUACCUACAGCAACCUGAACAGUAUUUGAAGAAUGGCAGGACUCUUGUGUGUAGAUUAAAAUGACCUUUGUCAUUCAUUUUCACAUUAGCCACAAGAUCAGCAGAGAUAUGAGCUUAUGUGUAGAAGUGUGUUUGUGUGUGUGCAUUUGUGUGAGCAAGUGUGCCUGAAUGCUUACAUUAUUCUAGGUCUUUGGUUCUUAUCCAUAAUUGUAUUGAUUUAGUGUAUUUUCAUUAUUUGGUUUGAUUAAUGAUUAAUGGAUGGAUGGCUGGAUAAACAAUACCUUAUUUAUCUUGCUGAAUGCUAAGCACGUAUUUAAUAAAUGUAAAAUUCUGGUUAUUGAAAUGUAAAUGUAAAUAAAUGUGAAGUAACAUUUUUGUUGAAUAAUACAGUCUAAAUGCCUACACUUUUUUCCGAUUCUCUUCACUAACUUUAUACCUGAGACUCAAAGGUUUUGUAACAUUUUUACUGUAACUGCUGCUAAAAAAUUUGCAGUCAAUAAAUUCUCGCCAUUCAAUUUUUA